AUGUCAACCAGUCAAAAUAUCAAAAAAAUAUCAGUAGCAUUUGUAUGUUUAGGUAAUAUUUGCCGUUCUCCAAUGGCAGAGGCGGUAUUUAAACAUAUAGUGCAAAAUUCACCCAAAUACAAGAAUAGGUUUUCAAAAAUCGAGUCCUACGGUACAUCAGCGUAUAAUCUUGGUCAAACCCCAGAUAGUAGAUCUGUGGCUACAUGUCAUGCGCAUGAUGUUCCUGUAAAUCACAUAGCCCAACAAUUCAAAGGUAAUCAUUUUAAAGAAUUUGAUUACAUUAUUUGUAUGGAUGACUCCAACUAUAGAAACUUGAUGGAUUUGAAAAAACGUUGUCAUUAUGAUAAUAAUGAAAAAUUGGGAAAAGUGUACAAAUUUGGGCAUUGGAAUAGCAAGGGAAGUGGGUUUCCUGAUAUAAUUGCUGAUCCUUACUACGGUGGGAAUGAUGGAUUUGAAUUUAAUUAUAGACAAAUAACUCUUUUUACAAAAAAUUUUCUAAAACAAGAAUUAGGAGAAUAA
Saccharomycodes ludwigii is the source of this 519-nucleotide messenger RNA. RefSeq names its product tyrosine protein phosphatase LTP1 (gene LTP1). The coding region runs from base 1 to 519 and encodes 172 amino acids. The record is from RefSeq and is a predicted model, not a curated record. Lineage: Eukaryota; Fungi; Ascomycota; Saccharomycetes; Saccharomycodales; Saccharomycodaceae. Gene Ontology annotation, molecular function: protein tyrosine phosphatase activity. The transcript has a single exon. Gene Ontology annotation, biological process: protein dephosphorylation.